AGAAAAUAAAAAUAAAAGCAAAUUAAAGAUUAAAUGAAAAGAAAAAAAAAACAGCUGUUUCUAACGACAAAGUCCAAUGACGGAUACAGAGAAGAGAAGCAGGAAAGCAGCUUGAGCUAUGAAAGGAGUAACCCUUCUAUCUUUGCCCAUUUCAGAUCUAACUCUUCUCUGAUCCAAAUCCAAAUCCAGAGCAAAAUACCAGAGCCUCUCUGACCAUACUGUAAUAUCUAUAAGGGGAUUGUUUAUUUCACUGUAAAAUUAACGAUCAAAGAAAAUGGAUGCAUUAAGGAAACAAGCCUUCAAGCUAAGAGAACAAGUUGCCAAGCAACAACAAAAUUUUGGGUUUCAGGCUGUUAUAAAACAGUUCAGUGGGACUGGUUAUGAAAGCUCAGAUGUAAUGGUUAUUGAUGAGGUCGAGAUGCAGAGACAUCAACAAUUGGAGAAACUCUAUAGGUCAACUCGUGCUGGGAAGGAUUUUCAGAAAGAUAUUGUUAAAGCAGCAGAAACAUUUACAGCUAUUGGGUACAAACAUAUUGAAGCAGGUGGAAAUCAUUUUGUGACAGGAACCAAAUUGUCUGAGGAUUGCUGCAGAUAUGGAACUGAGAAUGCCAACGAUAACAUACUGUCUAAGGGUGCAGGUAUAUAUGGCGAGGCCCGUAAACAUGUAGAGAAGGAGCAAGAAGACUUGAUUCGAUUGUUAUCUUCACAGGUUUUAGAUCCCCUGCGAACAAUGAUCAAUGGUGCUCCUCUGGAAGAUGCUCGCCAUCUUGCUCAACGUUACAGUCGGAUGAGACAGGAAGCAGAGACACAGGCAGCAGAGGUUUCUAGAAGACAAGUGCGAGUAAAAGAAACUCCAAUUCCUGAAAAUGUUGCAAAGUUGCAUGCAGCAGAAGCAAAGAUGCAAGAACUGAAAGCAAACAUGGCUGUUCUUGGUAAAGAAGCUGCCGCUGCUUUGGCUGCUGUUGAAGCUCAGCAGCAAAGAUUGAGUUUCCAGAGGCUUGUUGCUAUGGUUGAAGCAGAAAAGAAUUACCAUUUGAGAAUUGCUGCUAUUUUCAGUGAGGUUGAAGCUGAGAUGGUCUCCGAGAAACAACGGAAAGAGUCUGCUCCUCCGGUGAUUCCAUCUCCUGUGAUUCCAUCAGAAAAUGGCUCAGAAAAGAUGUACUUCUUGGCUGAAGUGACACAUCCUUUCAUUGCAGAAACAGAGAAGGAGCUGAGCUUGGCUGUUGGCGACUAUGUUGUUGUGCGAAAGGUCAGCCCAAAUGGAUGGUCGGAAGGAGAAUGUAAAGGCCGAGCAGGCUGGUUCCCUUCUGCAUAUGUGGAGAAGCGCCAGAGGAUUCCCACAAGUGAUGCAACUACUCAAGUUUACUAGUCUUACUCUAAAGUGCUCAGCUGCCCGAAAGCUUUGUUCCUUCAAAUUUGGAAAGGUUUCACAACUGCACAUCACUGUGGAGUUUGAGUGGGGAAAAGAAAACAUAAAGAACGAAACAUGUUAUCAAUUUUUCUUUUUAACACUUUCCAUUGUAUAUUAUUUUAUUGGAUCUUGGGAGAAAGUAAUAUGUGCAAAAUGACAUUUUUGUUUGUUCGGAAUCGGAAAGAAUGUGCUCAUCAAAUGAAGUUUAGAUGAAUCUUUCGCCCGUAUUA
Ricinus communis (castor bean) is the source of this 1641-nucleotide messenger RNA. Its product is annotated as SH3 domain-containing protein 3. Gene Ontology annotation, molecular function: protein binding. The record is from RefSeq and is a predicted model, not a curated record. Lineage: Eukaryota; Viridiplantae; Streptophyta; Magnoliopsida; Malpighiales; Euphorbiaceae. Bases 275 to 1369 code for a protein of 364 amino acids. The transcript has 10 exons.